UGCAUUUGAAUUUGAAUAACAGAUUGGUCUUGACGCCCGGCCCUGACGAAGAAUUUGCAUAUACUCUGUGUGGUGGAGUGGACAUCGACAAUCGAAAGAGCUCAUCAUAAUUUUUAGGACAACAAACAUUUCAACAAUGGUCGAACAAGUGAUAAAGCAACUUGUUAUUGGACUUAUUGUGACUCUGAUGACUGUGACGAUGAAUCAUGCUGGCGUUGCAGGAACCAUCACUCACAAGCGAUUCGUUAUUCAUGUUCCGAUGAAAAUGAAGAGUCAUCAUCACACGCACACGGUUUACACGCACAUCCAUCAUGGUGGAGGAAAAGUCGAGUACAAAGUCCUUGGAUACACCCAACAGCAUGGCGUCGAUGGACACGUUGAAGCAUCCGAACAUGGGGUGCCUGUUCAUGGAACUGGGAGUUUAGUGUUCAAUCAUUAUGCGAGAAAUGGAGAGGACCAUUUGCAGGAUGAGUACUCUAGUGAUUACGAGGACUGGGAUUCAUAGAACAUGUAGGAAAGUCGUGUGUGUGUUUCGGAAGUGAACGAGACGAAUAGUGCCUUUCAUAGUUUCAAGGCUGAAAGGGAUUGUGUUCAGACUUAACAUCAAAAUUAGUUGGUGUUUAUUAGUGUCAUUUUAGAAUUUAAUU
Eupeodes corollae is the source of this 647-nucleotide messenger RNA. RefSeq lists its product as uncharacterized. The transcript is spliced from 2 exons. The coding region runs from base 137 to 505 and encodes 122 amino acids. The record is from RefSeq and is a predicted model, not a curated record. NCBI's taxonomy places the organism in Eukaryota, Metazoa, Arthropoda, Insecta, Diptera, Syrphidae.